CUCCUCCCACGGACGUGAGGAAGCCUCAAGUCACAAGCCAGGCAAUAAAAGAAGCAAGUGAGAUGCGGAGAACGAAUGAAGCACGAUUCCUGUGCGAGGUGCCUGGUUGUGGACAGUCCUUUACCAGAAGAAGCAAUCUCCAAGGGCAUUAUACUGCACAUUCCGGUGAAAAGCCGUUUGCAUGCCAGCGCGACGGAUGCGAUAAAUCCUUCGCUCGAGUGAGCGACCUUAGGAGGCACGAGAAGAAGGGAGAGCGAAGUCACCACUGCUCUUCAGACAAUUGUACCAAGUCUUUCGCCAGGAAGAGCGAUCUAAAGAGACAUGUGAAGUUAGUACACAAGAACUAA
Molecule: messenger RNA, 347 nt
Organism: Gloeophyllum trabeum ATCC 11539
Lineage: Eukaryota; Fungi; Basidiomycota; Agaricomycetes; Gloeophyllales; Gloeophyllaceae
Exons: 3
Coding region: 63-347 (94 amino acids)
Biological process (GO): regulation of transcription by RNA polymerase II
Cellular component (GO): nucleus
Molecular function (GO): DNA-binding transcription factor activity, RNA polymerase II-specific; RNA polymerase II cis-regulatory region sequence-specific DNA binding
Source: RefSeq, a predicted model, not a curated record